CAGAUAGAGUGCUGAUAAUAUUUAAAAGAAAAUCCUUUCUCUCUCUCUCUCUCCUCUCUUUCUUUUUUAAAGACACUCUCCCUAUCUCCUGUAUUAUAGAUAAUGAUUAAACUGUUCUCACUGAAGCAGCAGGCAAAAGAUGGCACCACUCCUCACCAGUCAUCACUCAAAACUUCAGCUGCUUUUCUAAGAGUACAAAAAGAUUUAGCUGAAUUAAAUCUUCCAAAGACUUGUCAGAUGGACUUCCCUGAUCCAAACGAUCUCCUUAACUUCAAAUUAGUUAUCAGCCCAGACGAGGGUUUUUACAGGAACGGUCGCUUUGUAUUUAGCUUUAAGAUUUUACAAGCAUACCCACACGAACCACCAAAAGUGAAAUGUGAGACACAGGUAUAUCAUCCUAAUAUUGACCUGGAGGGAAACGUGUGUCUUAAUAUUUUAAGAGAAGACUGGAAACCAGUUUUAACAGUUAAUUCAAUCAUAUAUGGACUACAGUUCCUUUUCCUGGAACCUAAUCCAGAUGAUCCUCUCAAUAAAGAUGCAGCUGAAGUUCUGAGACAAAAUCGUAGACUAUUUGAACAGAAUGUAUCAAAAUCGAUGAGAGGAGGCUACGUAGGAUCUGUGUAUUUUGAGCGCUGUUUAAAAUGAGGCUCUUCAGUUCUUUCUAAUCUUAUAUCGCUCUCUCAGUCUCUCACCGAGUCUUCUCACACACAAUAAUAAUAAUACUUUGUUUUUUUAAUAAAUGAAAAUAAUGAUCAUGAUACUAAUAUCACUAGUUUGCUUGAGUUAACAAAAAUUA
This is a messenger RNA of Amphimedon queenslandica, 796 nucleotides long. Its product is annotated as NEDD8-conjugating enzyme Ubc12-like. The record is from RefSeq and is a predicted model, not a curated record. NCBI's taxonomy places the organism in Eukaryota, Metazoa, Porifera, Demospongiae, Haplosclerida, Niphatidae. The transcript has 8 exons. Bases 103 to 645 code for a protein of 180 amino acids.